This is a messenger RNA of Batrachochytrium dendrobatidis JAM81, 487 nucleotides long. RefSeq lists its product as uncharacterized. The transcript has 5 exons. The record is from RefSeq and is a predicted model, not a curated record. Lineage: Eukaryota; Fungi; Chytridiomycota; Chytridiomycetes; Rhizophydiales. Bases 1 to 450 code for a protein of 149 amino acids. Gene Ontology annotation, cellular component: cytosol.
AUGUCGUCUCCCUCCAUACAUCCACAGUUUCGCUCAAAGGCAGUUUGCACUCUCAAUUGUCGACACUGCACCACUGUUAUCUGCAAUCGAGGCAUGAAGGCUAUUCUUUUGGGAGAUACGCGAGUCGAGCUGUUCUCUACUGAUGUGCCACCGUUCAGAGUUCAGCUUGUUGAAAAGGACUACAUGACUCGAAACUGCCGCUGUCGCAUCAGAGAUGUCGCAUGUCUUGGAUGUGGAAAUGUAAUUGGAUAUCAUGUUACUCGGCCGUGUGAGCGUUGUCUUGAUUCCUGCAAUAACGGCCAUUUUUGGAUGUUUCUUUCUGACGGAGUUUCUGCAAAAGAGCGUUUGGAUUCAACCGGAGUCAAAACAUUGCUUUGGGCUCAUCUUGUCAAGGAAAACACACCUACAGGAUGUUUGGGAGAAGCAAAGUAUGAAUUACUGUGUCGGUAAAGUAAUAAACUCGGCUCUACAGAGCUUGAUUUGUAAA